This is a messenger RNA of Penicillium oxalicum, 957 nucleotides long. RefSeq lists its product as uncharacterized. Bases 1 to 957 code for a protein of 318 amino acids. The record is from RefSeq and is a predicted model, not a curated record. Gene Ontology annotation, molecular function: oxidoreductase activity, acting on the CH-OH group of donors, NAD or NADP as acceptor. The transcript is spliced from 2 exons. NCBI's taxonomy places the organism in Eukaryota, Fungi, Ascomycota, Eurotiomycetes, Eurotiales, Aspergillaceae.
AUGGCGAGCAAUAAUGACCGUGUGCUGGUCACGGGAGGAUCUGGCUUCAUCGCCAUGUGGUGCAUCAUCCAGUGCCUGCAUGCGGGUUACCAAGUCAGGGCCACAGUUCGGUCGCUGAAACGGGUCGAGUCCAUUGUUCAAGCCCUGCGAUCCGCGGGAGCACCGAACCCGGACACGGUCAUCUUCAAAGAAGCCGACCUCCUCCAGGACGACGGCUGGAAAGAAGCCGUCGAGGAUUGCACCUACGUCCUUCACGUCGCAGACGCUAGCGUGAAACGAGUUGUCGUCACUUCUUCAUUUGCCGCCAUCGGCCAGGGACAUCGAGGCCGAGAUCCACAAAAGCCCUUCACCGAGGAGGACUGGACCGAUCUUGAUGGGCCGGGAGUCGGCGCCUACGAGAAGAGCAAGACCAUUGCCGAGCGUGCGGCCUGGGACUUUAUCGAAAAAGAAGGGGGUUCGCUGGAGCUGUCGGUAGUCAACCCGGUCAGCGUCAUGGGUCCCAUUCUAGGACCCGAGAUAUCCACCUCGAUCCAGGUGGCCAGCCGUCUCUUGAGCGGCGCCAUUCCAGGAUGUCCCAAUAUUGAAUUUGGUGUGGUGGAUGUCCGCGAUGUGGCCGACCUGCAUCUCCUUGCCAUGACGCACCCCAGGGCCAAAGGAGAACGAUUCUUGUGCAUGUCGCCGCCCGCCAUGUCGAUUCGGGAUAUUGCCCUCACGCUCCGUGACCGAAUGGGUUCCCAGGCUAGGAAAGUGCCGACGAGAACGAUCCCCAAUUUUGUGUUGCGGUCUCUUGCCUUUUUCGACUCGGGAAUCGCUCUCGUGGUGCCGUACCUGGACGAGGCGCGUCCUGGGUCGAUCGAAAAGGCGAAGACUUUGCUUGGAUGGAACCCUCGCUCCAAUGCUGAUGCCGUCGUGGCCUCGGCGGAAAGUUUGAUCCGCCAUGGAGUCGUCAAUGUCUAA